AACAGGAGCCAGGACCUGUGUAGAAGAUGGUUCUCGCCAUGGUGGGGGCUUUGCACCCCCGGGCUGGGCUCAGCCUCUUCCUCCUCCAUCUCCUCCUGGCGGCGGCACUGCUUCGCUCCCAGCCUCUGAGGUCUCAGCAGUCUGCUCCCGAGGCGUUCUCUGCCCCCCUGGAACUCUCGCAACCAAUUUCCGGCCUGGUGGAUGACUAUGGCGUCCGCCCCAAGCACCCAUGGCCGAGAGGGCCUCGACCCCUCCUGUCCCGGGCCCAGCAGCGCAAGCGGGAUGGGCCUGACAUGGCUGAAUAUUACUAUGAUGCCCACCUGUGACUCCAGGCCCUCAUAAAGCUAUUCUGCGUGGCAAAGGCUUGGCUUUCCUGGGCUGGGUGCGAGAUGGGCACGGGAGGGGUCCUCGCAGAUAUAGCCACUGCAGUCCAGACAGGAAAUGGCACUUUAAUAGUUGGGGCCAGGGUGACAGGACCAAGAUGGGGCUGGCCUGGGUCAGUCAGGAAGCCUCCCUCUCCUGCUGGGACAGGGCCUUGCAGCAGCUCCCCCUCCCCACUGAGUUCCUAGGCCUGCCACAGGCCAGCAUGCCGGUGAGGUCAGUGGCAGGAGCCACCCAGAGGCCCUGCAGAUGACGGAACUGCGAACAGGACUUCACCUCCAUGUGUUGCCAUUUCCUCACUGGAAAGUCCUUGGGAGGCGGCUGGGCUCAGCCUGAGCUCAGGACUCUUCGGUGGGGGUUGGGGCACGGGCUUCAUCCAGGCAGGAGCCAGAGCGCCUGAGCCCUGGCAGGGGAGGUAAGGCCCAGGAUGGGGCAGGGCUGUGUGCUCCUGGAACGGACAUCCUUCUCUGCCAGAGGUCUGUCCUCCAGCCCUGCCCCCUCCCGAUCCCCAGACAGCCCAUUCUGCCCUCCAUAGAUGAAUCUAAUCCCAUAUAUUACAAUAAACUGCAUUUGCCUCUCCCCAUCGCCCCCGCCCUCCCCCACCCUGGGCCAGCGGUCCCCACAUCCUUGUCCCCUGGUGGUGGCAGGUGCCCCUCCUCAAGCAGUGCCACAUCCUGUCAGCAGCCAGCUGUCCUGGCACUGGCCUGAGGGCCGGGAGACGCAGAGGGCAGGGCUGUGCGGCUACUCCAGGUAGAUAUCUUCUGUGGGGCACGUGUACUCCACAAACUGCUUGUAGAACUGCUGGAAUGCUCUCCUAGAAGCCAGGGACACACAGGUGGCUCGGACCGCCACUGGCCAGGGAGGAACAGGAUCCCCACCCAGGGUUUUCCCAUUGGAGCCUGGGGGCCCGAGUGCAGCUCUGGUUCCUCUAGCCAGGGCCACUUGGCUCCGUUCUCUACGGAAUUGCCAUUGCAUUUCCCAGUAAGAUGCCAGUUGAAGAAAUGACCCAGAAGCUACCAAGCUUAGAAGCUGCUCCUCAGGCCCGCCCUGCCACCCUCCCUCCAGGCCACUGCACUGGGAGCUGGCGAUGGUUCUCCAGAGCUACAGGGUAAACCGAGGAAGCAGCCCCAGGGCCUGAGAUUGGGCAUGCUCCGUCGGGCUGUGUGCUCGGCAGGACGCACACGUACCCCACGGACUCUGCCAGGGCUUUGGUGGAAUCCUCAGACACAAAGACGUGGCAGGCAAACCGGUGGUCGGCAGGGUGCUUGGUGAUGAACCCAAAGUACCUGCGGGGACAGGUCUGUGCUGGGAUGUGGGGUGGAGCUGGCCCACAGCCACCCGAUGGCUGCAGACUGCCCGUGCAGCCUCCACUGCUGUCCUAACCCCACUUACUUGUUGUUCUUUGGAUGAUAUCCGCAGAAAGAGAUGUUUUUUAACUGGAAAAAGUGGCUACAUUUAUUCCCCUACAGGAGGGAGAAAAGAAGCAAGACGGCAGUCACCCGGCCUGCGGUGGGGGUGAGAGGAGAUGGCCGCUUCAUGGCAAGUCUUGGGGGAGAGCUGGGGGCCAUGGAAGGAAGGGGCUGGGUUGGGAGAAGUCACCUUGGCCUCCUGGGAGUCAUCGGCCUUGACACCUAUCUUCACGCCCCGCACGCUGAUCUCCAGGACGCAGCUGGAGGGCGGGUUAAAGUGCACGGUGAGCCGGCGCGUGGUGGCAAUCUGUAGGUGACGAAUGGAGCCACAUCAGCUGCUAUCUGUUCCUCUGCUGAUCCCUCUUGUGCCAGGGCCUGAGGCCUUAGGCCUUUACUGCCCCUAGACACCUGUGUCCUUCUGCCCCAGGGACCCAUCCAAGGGAAGGGAGAGGGCUCAGGUACCUUUUGCAUAGCGGCACAGAGGACGUCAUUGCCCUUGUGAUAGGGAACCUGGACCGAACCCAGGAAUUUCACCCGGAACUGGUCCACCCAGUCGCUGUUUUUGGCCAGGGCUGGAAAGCAAGCAUGAAGUGAGGAGGAGCAGAACCAGCAGGAGGGGGCUGAACAGCCAAGCCCAGGAGGGUGGGUGAGGCACGGGGAACAGCAGAGCCACAGAGGCUGCCAUAAUCCCCAGCUGCCCAGCUUGGCCAGGCCUCACUGCUUGAUCGUGAAAAGGACCUGAAAUCACCUCCACUCAGCCCCCGGCCUGGCUGGCUGAGAUCUGGGGCAUACGUUCACCUACAGCGAGUCGGGGCAGGCAGAUGUGGGGGCUGGAGCACAGGCCAGGGAGGGAACGCUACCUGCCAUGUGCUCGGGCUCCUUGGUGACCUCGAUGGCGUAGUAGGCGGGAAAGACACCCCGGGCACCAGUGCGCAUGUUGUAGGCCUCGUACCAGUAGUCUUCGGCCUGGAGCUCCACCAGCAGAGGGUCGUCCACUUCCAGCUCAAGUUCGUCUUCGUGUCGAGGCACAAACCUGUCCCCAGCAAGGACAUGUGAGAAAUUCGGCAGCAGGGCCUUUCCAGACAGGCCUGCUCUGGGGUCUGGGAGCCACAGCGGCGGCAUUAUUUCAGUAAACAUUUGCAAA
Messenger RNA from Sapajus apella (tufted capuchin), 2934 nucleotides. It is a transcript of the gene FREY1, whose product is annotated as chromosome unknown C11orf94 homolog. The transcript has 3 exons. The coding region runs from base 27 to 326 and encodes 99 amino acids. The record is from RefSeq and is a predicted model, not a curated record. NCBI's taxonomy places the organism in Eukaryota, Metazoa, Chordata, Mammalia, Primates, Cebidae.